Helobdella robusta is the source of this 1197-nucleotide messenger RNA. RefSeq lists its product as hypothetical. The record is from RefSeq and is a predicted model, not a curated record. Gene Ontology annotation, molecular function: intracellularly calcium-gated chloride channel activity; volume-sensitive chloride channel activity. The transcript is spliced from 9 exons. Lineage: Eukaryota; Metazoa; Annelida; Clitellata; Rhynchobdellida; Glossiphoniidae. The coding region runs from base 1 to 1197 and encodes 398 amino acids. Gene Ontology annotation, cellular component: plasma membrane.
AUGGAAGUGAUCGAGGUGAGUGGCGAAGAUGGUGGGAUGUACAUAGAGAAUGGUGACAGCUUCCUCAUUCAUUUUCUUCAUUCCUUUCCACGUAUUGACUUUUCACUAACAGUCGUUAAUUCUACGUUUGAUUUGGAAUCGACAAAAUACAAAGAGUCGCUUUUGUUCUGGGCAUCGUUGCCAGUACUAGGGCUUCUGAUAGUGCUGAUAUCCCUGCUGGCCUACUUAAUAUUUCGCUGCAUAUGCAAGUCUGCCUACGAUGAUGAAUCGACGAACAGAAGCAGAAUUUCAGAGUCUGAGUGUGAGAAAACCAACAAAUGCAUCUCGUGCGUCAAGUGGUCCAUCAGCUGUUUGGUACUGCUGGCCUGUGGCUCUUCAGCUUUUGGGUUUUAUGGCAACAAUGAAAUUCGCAAAGGUUCAAAUAUUGUUAGUGAUGCAAUUGCGUCUACAGCCAUUAAUUUAUACUACGCUCAAACUCAGGUAUCUCAGUUGAGAAAUUUGAUAAAUUCGACCAACGCCGAAAUUAAAAGUCUGAGAGAAACGUUGAAGCGUCACUUCGGCCAGUACAGGCAUUUAAACACGACGGCCAAUGAAGAGCUGGGCAAACAUUUGGAGCUGAUGUCGCGCCGAAUGACUGAAGUUUGGAAUCACGUCAGAGAUCUUGUUGAUAGGGAUGAAAAGAGAGAUGAAACUGAUAGUAAAGUAGCCAUUUAUUCGAAACUCUUCGAAGAUUUUGAUCUGUACAGGUGGAUAACGUGCAUUUCAAUUUUCGUCUGGCUAAUAGUCUUAUCACUUAUGCUUCUGCUCGGAGCUGUUAAGAGUUCCAAAUGUUUGCUCUUGGUGUUAAUAUUAAUUGGUGCCAUUUUUAAAUUCACCACGUUUCAGAUUUUGUACAUGUGGUAUUCUAACUCUUGUGGUUUGCUGGUUGUCAUGCAGCUUACAUCUCGCAUUAAUUCUAGUUUCACAGAAUAUUACAUCAAAUGUAACCCAACUAAGCAUCCAAAUCCAUUAGUUCAUCACAUAAAGGGUGCUCAAAAUGGCGUUUCUGAGAUGAAUUCAAACAUAAAUGAAGCAGCAAAUUACAUUAAAAACUUCUUGCCCCAGAGCGAGUACACGAGCGGAAGUAUAUGCAGGCAGUACAGUGGCCUGCUCAACUUGUCUGAAAACUGUAGCACAAUGAGGGAAUCAAUUGCCUGA